Messenger RNA from Pseudozyma hubeiensis SY62, 543 nucleotides. RefSeq names its product potential preautophagosome nucleating protein. The coding region runs from base 1 to 543 and encodes 180 amino acids. NCBI's taxonomy places the organism in Eukaryota, Fungi, Basidiomycota, Ustilaginomycetes, Ustilaginales, Ustilaginaceae. Gene Ontology annotation, cellular component: cytoplasm; Atg12-Atg5-Atg16 complex; phagophore assembly site membrane. The transcript is spliced from 5 exons. Gene Ontology annotation, biological process: autophagosome assembly; nucleophagy; C-terminal protein lipidation. The record is from RefSeq and is a predicted model, not a curated record.
AUGCCGCACCAAGAUCUGGAUCGGCAGCUCGAGUCUGCGGCUACUAUAUCGACAUCAGCAAGCCCAUCAUCAGCCGCUCUUCAGGCGCUCGAGCAGUACAAGAAGCGCGACUCCUCGAAAGUCGUCGUGCGGUUCAAAGCCAUCGGCAAUGCACCCAUCAUGAAGAAUAACCACUUUCGCAUCACGGCAUUCAACCGUUUCCAAGCUGUCACCGUCUUUCUCCGGAAAGAGCUCAACUUCAAGCCUACCGAUUCACUGUUUCUCUAUAUCAAUGCAUCAUUCAGUCCGGCGCCAGACGACACCGUUGGGAAUCUGUACCGGGUAAGUCGAUCUACGAAGCUCUUGUUUUCUGGACAGCGCAACCGAGAGCUAAUACUAACCCUUUUGGUUUCUCACGAACCCAUCUUAUGCUGUCUACCUGUAGUGCUUCGGUACCGAAGGUCAUCUGAUAGUCAACUACAGCACAACAGCUGCUUGGGGAUAGACUCUCGCCAUCGUUGCAUGUUGCUCGUAGACAUAUACCCGUGGUACCCCCACCACUAG